UUUGCCAUUGAAAUUGUUAGAUGUCAGUGGUGGAGGUUAAUGUUUACAGGAAUAUCACAUCGGGAUACUUGUCGGAGAAUUGCGCAAAUUUAUAUAAAUAGAAUUUUUUAAGAUAAAUCUAGUGCACUAUGUUGGAAAAACCGUCCGGACCGGAUAAUCAAAUAUCCAAGGAAGAUUACUUAAUAAUGAGAGCUAAGGAAGCUUUGCCGGUUGAUAUUUACGCUGCGAAAUCGUGGCUAAUUACUGCAAGAUCUCUGUUUCCUCACAGCGCAAAGAUUCAGUUCGAGGCUUAUCGUAUCGAGAAGUUGUCGAAAAAUGUGAAAGAAGCGGCAAAGUGCUUCAGUGAAAUAUUUCAAAAUUUUCCUGAAGAUCGUGAGAUAUGGAAAGAGAUAGAAAUGGUGACAACAUGUCUACGUCUGGAACAGUGUGACGGCGAAUCAGAAUUUCUCUGCCAAAUGUUCCAACACAUUCCGCAAGAGUUGCAACACAGGCUGCUUGUGAUGACAGCUGAUCACAGUGAGGACACUAUGGAGCAUUGCAAACUGUUGCUCUUACUGAUACGUAGAUUUCCCCAAACCGUAGCAACCCAUGGACCACGUUUGGUGGAAACUCUCUUGACUGCGGAAAAGCACAGUCAUCCGGGCAAGGCUGUGAAUGGUUUCAGAAAGUUAUUGGCUUGUGACGCAUUGCCGCUGUUAGGCGCAACCUCGGUAGAGUUGAAUCCUCGCCUCUGUUUGCGACUGCUCUGCAAAGCAGUGGAAUUUUAUUUGGCUUAUAUACAACAGCCGCAAGACGCGCAAAUUCCGAAUCCGUGGGAUAGACUGUUCCAAAUUGUGGACUUGAUAGGCAAGAAAUUGGGAUGGGAACUGAGCGGUUUGUUUGCCACGCCCUGGAAUCGCGAAGUGUACAGCGACCGACUGCAACAGUACGCGCUUGCACACAACACAAGUCUGUGCGAGGAGUCUCUCAUAGGCAGGCAGCUGUUGAUGUGCACAGUUGUGAUAUUACUGAGAAUAUUGAACGAACACGCCACUUUUCUCAACAGUGAUGAAACGUUGUACUGUCUGGUGGAAGCUUUCGGAGAAGCGGCGCAUUCUCCCGCAGAACCCAAAUUGAAGAAGCGCAAACGAGAUGAUAGUGCUGGAAUAAUAAUAACCAGCGAUUGUGACUACAAUGGCAACGGCUUGGCACUGACGGUCAAGCUAUGGGAUUUAUUGCACAGUACCGACUAUCUUCAGAGAGAAAUAAGCAAACUUAAUCAACAGCUGCGGCUAGACAGCUGGCUGAACCCGUUCUUAACUGAUUUGUCGAUGUACAAAGGUUUACAUCACGAAGUGCUAGGCAGAUUGUCGCAGGAAGGCAACAGUUUGACCGUUAAUCUUCGUUUGGCCAGUACAUGCUUCUUUUUAAAAGAUUACAAGGGAAUGCUCGAACAUGUUUCUCUGGUAGCAAGCUCAUUGCCUACUGUACCGGGAAAAGUAUCUUACAAUUUAACAGUCCCAAGUGUGAGGCAUUUGCAUUAUCUGACUCUCGCCCGAUUCCCUAUCUUACAAUAUUGUUGCAGAUUGCUACUCUCGGCCAUAAAGGAAAAUUUUUCCUUGCCUGGAAGCGUCGGGGAUUUGGCUAUUGGACACGCGUUGGUUCUGAUACAAAUAGACUGGCCGCAAGAAGCUAGCACUUUAACCACAAUUACUGAACGUAUUCUCAGUCGCGGAAGUUUUUCUUAUUCAUUAUUCCAGAUGUACAUAAUAUGUGUGGAUAUUCUGGAAGAACUGACGUAUCUGUGGACCGAUCAUGGUGGAGGAGUAUCAUUGGACAUAAGUCCCAGUUCGGGGAUUGUACAAAAUCGGCGUAUAACUACUCGCGGUGCCGACAAAGGCGUGCGUGAGGAAGUGAAACAAGCUAUGCGUCGUCAAGCCGCGCGGGACGGUAUUGACCCAUUGGACGAGUUGUUACAGAAAUUUAUUAUCAACGAAAAAACCGCUAUUUUACAUAGUUUAAUUAUUCAAUGAGCUAAGUAAAAUUAUUUAACAAUCAUAGAAUUUUCACUAUUUGUUAGAAUUUGUACAAAUUAAAAUAAAGUGUAAAAUAUAUGAAA
Molecule: messenger RNA, 2098 nt
Organism: Pseudomyrmex gracilis
Lineage: Eukaryota; Metazoa; Arthropoda; Insecta; Hymenoptera; Formicidae
Gene: IntS10
Product: integrator complex subunit 10
Exons: 8
Coding region: 129-2012 (627 amino acids)
Biological process (GO): snRNA processing
Cellular component (GO): integrator complex
Source: RefSeq, a predicted model, not a curated record